AUGGGAGAUGAAGAGUCCUUUGAUUCAUUCUAUGGAAAGUUCAACGAAAUUGUGAUUGUGAAGCUCAAUCUUGGUGAGAAGAUUGAGGAUGCUAAGGUGGUGAGAAAAAUUUUGAGGUCCCUACCGGAAAGCUUUCGAGCGAAAGUUACAACUAUAGAAGAGAGUAAAGACUUGAAUGAGAUCAAAAUCCAAGAGCUAAUCGGAUCUCUUCAAACAUAUGAGCUUGGACUGCCCUCUCAUAAGACAAGUAAAUCUCUUGCUCUUAAAACCAUCACCGAAAGAAUGAAUGAUUCCUUCGAAGAAGAUGAAGUGGAAAAGGAUGUAGUAUUUCUGGCAAAGAACUUUCGGAAAUUUCUGAAGAUGAAGAACAGUGGGAAACCGUUCAGAGGAGGGAAGUUCUCAUCCCCCAAAGGUGACAGGAAGGAGUUUAAGAAGAAAGAAGGAAAGGAUUCCCAGUCUCCUCAUGGAAUUGUGUGUUAUGAAUGCAAUGGCCAUGGACAUCUCAAGAAGAAGUGUCCCAAUUAUCUAAGAGGAAAGGGCAAGGCGUAUGCCACAACACUUAGUGAUUCGGAUUCUUCAAAUUCUGACUCUGAAGAGAGUUGUGAUGGAGAAGGGAGCUACUCCACAUUUAUGACUAUUGCUCAUGUUGAAUCUUCAGAGGAUUUGAACUUGCUUGUACAAGAACUUGGGGAUCAUACCGGCCUUCAAGAGAACUACAACUCACUCCUUGAGAAAUCAAGAGAGUAUACAAGGAUAGCCAAGGCAGCCAUAAAGAAGAUGAAAAAGGCAGAGGAGGACUAUAAAAGUCUUUUAGCACGGUAUAAGGAGGCCAGGUGUGAGAUAGAAAUGAUGAAUGGUGAGCUGACUGAAGCUUAUUCAAAAAUCAAAUUUCUUGAGCUAAAGGUAGUGCAAGCAAAUGCCAAGAUAGAGAGGGUAUCCACGAAGAAGCUAGAUGAUGUUAUUUCAUCUCAAAAACAUUUCUCCGACAAGUCUGGGUUAGGAUAUACUGGAGGGAGUAGCUCAUCGGAUAAUGUCACCAAAGAAGUGAAGUUUGUGAAGGCCAGAGAGCCGGUUGUUGUCUCUACUCCUGAGAAAGUAACGGAUGAAACGAAGAAGAAUGUGGCUGACCAACGGGUGCUGAACAAGUCUUGUAACCAAUCAGUGGUUAGAACUGAAGCCAAAGGAAGAUUACCUCCGAAAUCACAAAGAAGUCUGAGAAUGAACCAUGUAUGUCAUCAUUAUGGACUUCAAGGACAUACAAGACCAAAUUGUCAUAAGCUGAGAGCAUUGAAUAAUGCUAGGGAUCAAAGGUCAAGAGGACCAAGAGAUAAUAGGAGGAAUUGGACUGUUGGGCAACCAUGA
Molecule: messenger RNA, 1362 nt
Organism: Quercus robur (English oak)
Lineage: Eukaryota; Viridiplantae; Streptophyta; Magnoliopsida; Fagales; Fagaceae
Exons: 2
Coding region: 1-1362 (453 amino acids)
Molecular function (GO): zinc ion binding; nucleic acid binding
Source: RefSeq, a predicted model, not a curated record